Closterium sp. NIES-65 is the source of this 291-nucleotide messenger RNA. Lineage: Eukaryota; Viridiplantae; Streptophyta; Zygnematophyceae; Desmidiales; Closteriaceae. The record is from the annotation of a GenBank genome assembly.
CUUCCAAGGUCGACGGCAGCAGCACGGAUGGCAGCGAGAAUGAUGGCAGCAACUCCAAGAACAAGCUUUGGACUGAAGUGCUCUACGAAGACGUCAGCGUUGACACCAACAGUACCACCAUCGGAUCUGGCGACACGGGGUCGAGGUUCAUGUUCAGCACGCCUCUCUACAAGUCAAAGGACUUUACAAACAAGGUUGGCCAGCACUACCUCUCAGCAGUAGCCAUGUGGAAUGACCUAAUCAUGAUCACCUGCAGCCUCAAUUUUGACAACGGAAUUAUUACCGCCUCAG